UAACAGCAAGAUGUAAAUCCGGAGGGAAAUUUGAGAAAAAAUACCAACGAUCUCUAAAAACGAUUCGAAUAACGAAGGACUUUUUCUUUUCAAUCGAAUAACUCGGUCAAAUUAUCCGGAGAAUCAAGGAUUUUUCGUGACUCGAGGUUCAAAAAAUCUUCGAAUCUUCACAAUGGACGAAAAAGUCAUUGAUUCCAUUUUUUCCGGCUCCCUUAAGUCCCUUCCACCGGUGAGCUCGAAAAUUGUCAGGAUUUUUACAAGCUCGACGUUUACUGACACUACGAUGGAAAGGAACACUUUGAUGGCGCAGUGCUACCCGAAAUUGAAGGAUUACUGCAGAGAGAAGCACGGUCUGGAGUUUCAGGUGGUCGACAUGAGGUGGGGUGUGAGAGACGAGGCAACGGACGAUCACAUGACCACUGAGUUGUGCAUGCGUGAGAUCGAGAACUGCCAGCGAUUGUCGAUGGGCCCAAAUUUCGUGGUUUUUCUCGGUCAAAAGUACGGCUACAGACCGAUUCCCACUUACGUUUUGAGCUCGGAGCUCGAGAUGCUGAGGAACGAGCUCGACAGUCAGGGAAUGGAUGUCGAAGUGUUGGACACUUGGUACAAAAAAGAUAGCAAUGCCGUGCCACCAACGAGCGUUCUGCAGCCGAUUUCAUCGAUUCUCAAAAAUUUCAACAACAAACGAAUACCGAAACUUCAGCAAGAAGAUCAAGCAAUUUGGUGGGACACGAUGCUCAAGAUGCAAAAAUUGUUUCGCAAGGGUGCUCAGUCGCUCUACAACAACGGAAAAUUCGACAAGGACACAAUGCACAAUUAUUUCAUGUCUGUUACCGAACGUGAAGUCAUAAACGGUUUGCUGAACGUGAAAAACACGAAGAACCACGUGCUCGCUUACGUUCGUUACAUAAAUAACAUAAAUUUACAAAACUUGAGAAAAGCCGGACUUUUUCUCGACAUCGCGAACAGGAGUCUCGACAACGAGGCCUCGAGAUUGCUGGCUGAUUUGAGGGACGUGAGAAUGCCAAAUAAGAUUGAAAGUGCCAACUUGCAGAGGUAUACGGUCGAGUGGAUCGGAAGGGAAGGUCUCGAUCCCGAAACCCACAGUGAAUAUUUGCAACAUUUCAUAACCCAUUUUUACCGCAAUAUGGUGAAGCUGGUCGAUCGUGCUAUGAGAAAGGAGGACAGUUCGGCACAGGGGCAGAUGAUAACUGAACUGUUGCAGCAUUUGCACGCUUGUAACAAUUCCGUGAGGGUGUUUUACGGUCGCGAGGAUUCUCUCGUGAAAAUCAAAAGCCACAUGCUCGACGAGAACGAAAAACCUUUGGUUCUCUACGGCGAGGGAGGCUGCGGGAAAACGUCACUUUUGGCGAAAAGUGCUGGACUGAGCAGCAGCACUUGGCUCGUUGGGAGGAAGCCCAUCAGCAUUAUUCGAUAUUUGGGAACGACUCCGGACAGCAGCGCUCUGACUCCGACUCUCAUAUCAAUCUGUCAGCAAAUAUCGUACAAUUUCAUGCUGCCCUUCGAAGAGAUUCCCGACGACUUGGUGCCUCUGACGGCUUAUUUCAAGCAUCUCCUGACCCUGGCGACCCCCGAACAACCGAUUUUACUGUUCCUCGACAGCGUCGAUCAGCUGACCGGCACCCAGGGCAAUAAACUGUCCUGGUUACCAACGAGGCUUCCACCGAAUUGCAAAAUGAUCUUAUCCUGCGCUGCUGAAGAAUCGAAUCCGGUAAUUUCCAGGGAUUAUCAUCUUCUUCGUCGCAUGAUCGAUACCGAAAAUUGUUUCAUCGAAGUUACAGCCCUUGGCGAAGAACUGGCCAUGGACGUGAUCAAAAUGUGGAUGAAAACGGCGCACCGGGACCUGAACAAUUAUCAGUGGCGUUUGGUCGCAAACGCAAUUUCAAAGUGUUCGUUGCCAAUAUUCGUGAAGCUGGUAUUUGCGGAGAUUUGUCGCUGGCGAAGUUACACGAAGCCAGCAGACACGCACUUGGCGAGUACAGUGAUGGACAGCAUAAUGAUGCUGUUCGAGAGGAUUGAAAAGCAGCAUGGAAAAAUAUUAGUUUUCCAUGCACUCGCGUACAUAACGGCAGCGAAGUCGGGAUUGUCGGAGUCGGAGCUCGAGGAUUUGAUAUCCCUCGACGACAAGGUACUCGACGACGUUUAUCAGUACCACUUGCCGCCGGUGCGUCGAAUUCCGCCGCUUCUCUGGACCCGGAUUCGCAACGAUUUGCCGAAUUAUUUGAGCGAGAGAGAGGCCGAUGGAGUGAGCGUUUUGAAUUGGUAUCAUCGUCAGUUCCGGGACACGGCCAAGGAAAGAUACUUCAAAAAUAUGAACAUGGCGAUGUACUUUCACUCGAUGAUCGCUGAUUAUUAUCUCGGCAUUUGGGGCGGUGGAAUACCGAAGCCUUUCAAAUACACGGAAAUCCAGAGGCACAGAUUCAAUUUGACCGACAAGGAGGGCGUCGCCGACAGAAAAGUGCCGGAGCAGCCCCUCGCUUUUUACUCGAAGGAGGGAAAAAUCUCGAGAUACAAUUUACGAAAGUUCGGUGAAUUGCCGUAUCAUCUCAUCAGGUCCAGAAGAUUCAACGACCUCUUCGAAAACGUUUUGUUCAAUUACGAGUGGCUACACGCGAAGCUCAGUUCUUGUCCCCUCCAGGCAGUGCUUUCCGACUUCGAGGACGCCUGCAACAACAUCGAGGAUCAGAAUUUAGUGAGGGAAUUGAUGCUGGUUGCCGAUGCGCUGCGAUUGGGUGGCGCCAUCCUCGGAAACCAUCCAAAUAUGCUUGCUCCUCAAUUGAUCGGUCGCUUGUUACCGGAAAUCGGCUGCAACGUCAACGUUCGAAUGCUCCUGCGAGCUUGCGACAACGACGGUGUGAAAGAUUGCGCUCUGCUGCCGCUCUAUCACUGUCUCCAUACGCCCGGCGGACCCCUGAAGUACUCGUUGGAAGGUCACCAGUUCGCGGUUUUCGGAUUUUGCCUGACCUCGGAUUACCGGUACGUGGUUUCGAUAUCGAACAGAUUCAUCACCUGGGAUCUGAGCACGAGCGACAUGACUCGCGACGUCAAUCCAGGAAUCGAAGGAAUCAUGCAGCAGUUGGUGUUGAGUCCGGACAAUCGUUACGCCGCGGCCUCAACGACAAACGAUCAAAUAGUCAUUCUGAACACCCUCACGAGCGAGUUCGUCAUCGUCGAUAAUCCGCUUCCGGAAGAUGAAAAAGUCUGCGGCGUUCAUCUGAUGAACCAGUACGCUUUCAUCCACGGUAAAAGCGAAUGGUGCAGGUUCGAUCUUCGGGGCAAUUUAUUGUCGAAACACACCAGUCCGGAGGACUCGAAUCAGUGGCAAAUCUUACUCGUCGAGUACACGAAUCUCGAGGAUUACAGAAUUAUUUUUUGGUCCGGGAGUCUCGAUGAUUCGGAAAUGCUAUUGCACACCUACAGGAAAAAAGUGUCGUUGGAUCCGCUGAGAUUUCACAGUGCCAUGGUUUUGACGAGGGACAAAAAAAUUCUGUUUGCCUGUACGACGAAAAACAAUUCUCGUAUCACGAAAUACGUAGCCGAGGACGGAUCUUCGUAUUGGGAAAAGUUGACCGAUAUGCCAAGAGCUCACAACGACGAUACCGAAUACAUAUUGCAACUGAAACUAGACCGGGACGAGGAAACUCUUCUUGCUACAACUGGGAAUGGAUUUGUCGUGUGGAUACUCGAGCACAAGAGUGAUGCUGCUGUUUUAUCUUUGCCCAACGGUGUUAGAAACAUCAGUACUAAGAUGCUCACCUCAAACUCCAUAAUGGUCAGCGGUAAAAAAAAUUAUGCUGUCGCCGGAGUCAGGAAAAAUCUCUACGUCUGGAGCCUCGAAACGUGCGAACUCGUCAAAAUUCUAGAUGCCCAUUUCGCAAGGAUCAUUCAACUCGAGGCUCUGACGAUUGGCAAUUGGAACAGUGUCAUUACGUCGAGCAUAGAUCGAAGUGUCAAAGUGUGGAACAUUGACAAUAUUUUCGAGCAGGUCCACGUCAUCGACAGACACGAGCUCCAAAUCGAUUCAAUAUGUUUAGCCGAAGGCUGCAGUCUCGCUGUGACUGUAACGAGAGGCUGUGUCGGAGUUUGGGAUUUGCAGGCAGGAAAAUUGGUCUCCAAACUAGCGGAUAGUCCAUUGGGUGCCAUUGUUACUCACGCAGCAAUAACUCACGAUGGAAAAUUCAUCGUAUCGACCGAAUCGGGGAAUGUUUUGAUAUGGAAUCGAAUAACCGAGCAAGUGUUAUUCAAAGAGGAACAGCCAGGAGUUCGUCAGUUAACUUUGUUCCAAGAGUCCACUAAGUUUUUGGCAGUAUCUCGACCGAGCAAUCCUCCGGGAGUCGAAUGUAUGCGUACAACGGCAACUUUGAUAGUGAGAAGCAUUCCAGAUGGCAGAAGUUUAUUCUCGUUGGAAUAUCCAGUGAGAAGUCACACCGGAAUUCCUUUCCGUCCGGUCGUCCUCACUUCGGACGGCUCUUUCUUCGCUAUCCCAUCAGCUGACAAAGGGAGCCGUGAUUGCGUCAUUAUUUACAGCACCAAAAAUGGCGCUCUUGUCAAUAAAAUUCCCAUCAAGUUGCCCGGCUUCAAAGAAAUUGUCAGCAUCGUACCAAUGCCCAAUAAAGCACACUGGAUCGGCAUCAUUGGACCGGACAAAGGCAGCAUCAUGGAUAUCAAUAAGAAAAAAAUCAUUAGAUCCAUCCCAAAGUGGAGCGGGAAUAUCAGCAAAGAUGGGAAAUACACUCUUUAUGCGCCAAGCAGAGGAGGACUCGAACUAAUAGAGUUGAAAAAGGGGACAACUGUCAAAACAUAUAUUCCAAAAGUUGCUGAAGGAGUGUUCACUGUGAUUUCCAUGUUCAAUAGGACCGAUGAAUAUGUUCUGUAUUAUCACAGUGGAAGGAAAACUAUAAGGGUUUUCAGAUCAUCAGAUUGUGAACUGAUAGCAAAUUAUCGAGUUCAAGCAGAACUAAGCGCAGUUGACAGCACUUACGACGGUCGUGGAAUUGUUUUGGGUACGGUAGAUGGUUGUGUCUCUGUACUGGCCAUAGCUGAUCCCCAAAAGCCAGAAAUGAAGGAUUAUCUCAAAAAUUUACCAUCGCGUGACGAGCAGUGGAAAAAGAAAAUGGAGAAGCAGCGGGCGGCGAUAAAAUUUAAAGCUGCAGCGCGAAUAGCUCGAGUGACUCACGAUCUGACGAAUGCUGUGAGAGCUGCGAACAUGGAAGUAGAAAAUGGAGAGGAAACUGAUAAAGAAUUAGAAUAG
Venturia canescens is the source of this 5272-nucleotide messenger RNA. Its product is annotated as NACHT and WD repeat domain-containing protein 2. The transcript has 23 exons. Gene Ontology annotation, molecular function: protein binding. The record is from RefSeq and is a predicted model, not a curated record. NCBI's taxonomy places the organism in Eukaryota, Metazoa, Arthropoda, Insecta, Hymenoptera, Ichneumonidae. The coding region runs from base 173 to 5272 and encodes 1699 amino acids.